This is a messenger RNA of Canis lupus familiaris (dog), 2518 nucleotides long. It is a transcript of the gene WLS, whose product is annotated as Wnt ligand secretion mediator. Gene Ontology annotation, cellular component: endomembrane system; organelle membrane. The transcript has 12 exons. NCBI's taxonomy places the organism in Eukaryota, Metazoa, Chordata, Mammalia, Carnivora, Canidae. Bases 100 to 1725 code for a protein of 541 amino acids. Gene Ontology annotation, biological process: intracellular protein transport; Wnt signaling pathway; Wnt protein secretion. The record is from RefSeq and is a predicted model, not a curated record. Gene Ontology annotation, molecular function: Wnt-protein binding.
CAGUCUCGCGCCGGCCCCGGGAGCGCCCCGCGCCGCGCAGCCCGGAGUCGGGGCCCCGAGGGCGCGGCGGGGCGAGCGCGCGCGGCGAGGGGCGCAGCCAUGGCCGGGGCCAUCAUCGAGAACAUGAGCACCAGGAAGCUGUGCGUCGUCGGGGGCGCCCUGCUGGCGCUGCAGGUCGCCGCCUUCCUGGUGGGAGGCCUGGUCGCUCCAGGACCCACGACGGCAGUGUCCUACAUGUCCGUGAAAUGUGUGGACGUCCGUAAAAACCAUCACAAGGCAAAAUGGUUAAUGCCUUGGGGACCCAACCAGUGCGACAAGAUCCGGGACAUCGAGGAAGCGAUUCCAAGAGAAAUCGAAGCCAACGACAUUGUAUUUUCUGUCCACAUUCCCCUGCCCUCCAUGGAGAUGAGUCCUUGGUUCCAGUUCAUGCUGUUUAUUCUGCAGCUGGACAUCGCGUUCAAGCUGAACAACCAAAUCAGAGAAAACGCGGAAGUUUCCAUGGAUGUCUCCCUGGCUUACCGUGACGAUAUGUUUGCUGAGUGGACUGAGAUGGCCCAUGAGAGAGUGCCCCGGAAGCUCAAAUGUACCUUCACAUCCCCCAAGACCCCAGAGUAUGAGGGCCGUUACUACGAAUGCGAUGUCCUUCCUUUCAUGGAAAUUGGGUCUGUAGCUCACAAGUACUACCUUCUGAACAUCCGGCUGCCUGUGAACGAGAAGAAGAAAAUCAACGUUGGGAUCGGGGAGAUAAAGGAUAUUCAGUUGGUGGGGAUCCACCAGAAUGGAGGCUUCACCAAGGUGUGGUUCGCCAUGAAGACCUUCCUCACGCCCAGCAUCUUCAUCAUCAUGGUGUGGUACUGGAGGAGGAUCACUAUGAUGUCCCGACCCCCCGUGCUUCUGGAGAAAGUCAUCUUUGCUCUUGGGAUUUCCAUGACUUUUAUCAACAUCCCCGUGGAAUGGUUUUCCAUCGGAUUCGACUGGACCUGGAUGCUGCUGUUCGGCGACAUCCGACAGGGCAUCUUUUACGCGAUGCUCCUGUCCUUCUGGAUCAUCUUCUGUGGAGAGCAUAUGAUGGAUCAGCAUGAGCGGAAUCACAUAGCCGGGUACUGGAAGCAGGUGGGACCCAUUGCCGUCGGCUCUUUCUGCCUCUUCAUAUUUGACAUGUGUGAGAGGGGGGUACAGCUCACGAACCCCUUCUACAGCAUCUGGACGACAGAUGUUGGAACGGAGCUGGCCAUGGCCUUCAUCAUCGUGGCCGGCAUCUGCCUGUGCCUCUACUUCCUGUUUCUGUGCUUCAUGGUGUUCCAGGUGUUCCGCAACAUCAGCGGGAAGCAGUCCAGCCUGCCUGCCAUGAGCAAAGUCCGGCGGCUGCACUACGAGGGGCUGAUUUUCAGGUUCAAGUUCCUCAUGCUGAUCACCUUGGCCUGUGCUGCUAUGACCGUCAUCUUCUUCAUCGUUAGUCAGGUGACCGAAGGCCACUGGAAGUGGGGCGGCGUCACGGUCCAGGUGAACAGUGCCUUCUUCACAGGCAUCUAUGGGAUGUGGAACCUGUACGUCUUUGCUUUGAUGUUCCUGUACGCGCCGUCCCAUAAGAACUACGGGGAGGACCAGUCCAAUGGUGACCUGGGCGUCCACAGCGGGGAGGAAGUGCAGCUCACCACCACCAUCACCCACGUGGACGGCCCCACCGAGAUCUACAAGCUGACCCGCAAGGAGGCCCAGGAGUAGGAGCGCCAGCCAGUGGGGAGCGUGCCAGCGUGGGGCCGACGGCGCGCGGGGCUCCAGCCGUGGCUUCGUGGGCCGGUGGCCUAGACGUGUGUCCGCUGGCCUUCCGACUGCGGCUCCCGGAGGACGGUUCCUGCGGCCACUAGGGCGUGCGUGUGGGAACAGCCUCCGAUGGGACACGCUCUCUGCUCGUCGUGAACUAGGGACGUAGGAGCAUCCGUAGCAGGUGCUUAGGAAGCCUCUUGCGCGGGGUGCUCUCCUGGGGGAUGGUUCGGGCCGGAGGGGUCUCUGUGGAGUGGGAUAUUGACUCUUUUUCCUGUUUUAGAUUCUAGGAUAGAUUUUAACACCUUUGCAGGCCAGGGUAGGCUGGUGGCUUAGUCUUCUCAAACCUAGUCUGUGACCACUUGGGGUUUUUUUUUUUUUUUGUCUCAUUUUUUUUUCUAUUUAUAUCACCAGGUAGCCUAUUGAGUUAAUAUUUAAGUUGUCAAUAGAUACGUGUCCCUGUUUUUUAUGGCAUAAUAUGAAAUAACUGCAUUUCAUGAGAAGGUCUGUUACACCAGGGGCAUCUCGGCUUUGAAACCAAAUCUGUGUUUCCAGUACUAACCAGUCUGUCGGAUGUGGGUUUUGAAAAACUGUUUGCUAAACUACCCAAGUAGGAUUCAUUGUAUUAAAUGGCCUUUGGGUCUGAAAAGCUUUUUUACCUCUUGCUUAAAAUGUGUUUUCUUUGGAUAAGAUGCUUCCCACAGCCUCCCAACGUGUAGAUCCCACCAUUUGAAUAAACCUGUCUGUAUAUGCA